Messenger RNA from Podarcis lilfordi (Lilford's wall lizard), 3782 nucleotides. NCBI's taxonomy places the organism in Eukaryota, Metazoa, Chordata, Lepidosauria, Squamata, Lacertidae. The record is from the annotation of a GenBank genome assembly.
AUUCUAACAACUAAACACUUUUGUAGCCCUUUCACAUGUAAUUCUGAAAAAAGUGCUAGAGGACCCCCACACUCACCGGCCUGCCAAUGACAGUUUUUGUGAGAGAGUGGGAGCCUACACUUUCAGCUCAUCCAAAGAUCAUUGAGAUUUAAGCUUUCAUCAUUUCUAGAUCAUUUCACAAAGCUAUAUGGCAUUGGCAGAAGGAAACAGAAGUUGUCCUUAAGCUCCGACAGAGUAGUGUGUGUCAUAUCCGAAGGACAUUUCCCUCACCCGGGUGUGACAGCAGCGGGCCCAGCCCAGGCCCAGUCACUGCACCAGCUUCAGGUCAGCACAGCAAUUUGCCUGCCCCUCCCUCUGGUACCUUCCACCCUGGACAGUAUGAGCAGCAGGGCUGUAGAUGUGAUGCUGACUCGCCUGCUCUGUUAAGCCCCCGCCACAACCCAGCCCAGGGCUCAGCUUGCAGCCAAAGCCUGAGCAGUCUCACUUGUACCCAGCAGGUCAACCACCACCAUACUCAACAGCAGCCUGCAGAUUUGCACACCUUGUGUGACCCACCAAACCAGAGACAGUACACUAGCCAUGUACGGUGACUUACUAAGGGUUUCUUAGCCUCCUUGCUUGUUUUUCAGUUCUGUGUAGGCAGCAAAAAGGGUGACAUUCAUUGAAGUUAUCGAGAGCCAUCAAAGGAGCUGCAUUCACUUGCUGGAUCCCAAGUUGUUCUCUCCUGUCAAGAGACAGUGACUGGCCCAUAUUUACCCAGUAAGCCUUGUGCCUGGGUGGGGGUUUGCACCUGCAUCUCCCCAGGCCUAGUUCAAUGCUUGCCCCACAACACUGCACUGCACCCCUAGGAGCAGGGCCUCCCGCUGUCACAGAUCAGGUGCAUGCAAGUAUCUGGCCCACAUGUGUUCCAGGGUAAGGCUAGGUUUGCUACAUUCUAAUUACUUACUAAAACGUAAUUAGGGUCUGCUUGGAGCCUAUGGGACACACUACCCAUUUGCACAACAAUUAACACUUUAAUCCAUUAUACAAGUCCCAUCAGGCAUAUUAAAAGUAGGAUUUGCUACACUGGAUGAGGCGACGGCCAGUUGACCGAUUAGUUGGAUGGCACAUUUUCAACAAAGCUGCUUACACAUUAAGCUUUAUUAAAUGAGUACGUCAAGCUGACAAGCAGUUGAUUAUCAUGAAACCCAGGCUGUUGUUUUUUCCUGUUCUUUCUCUGUAGUGUUGUCGUAGCAUUCAUUAUUCACCAGAGGCUGACUCCUACCCUGAGUAGGAUCAAUCUGCACCACAACAUUUUGCUGUAGGUCCCUGUAUUUGAAAUGUGAAAUUCUGCCUCAAAAUUCAAACAACAGAGAUGGAUAGAUAGAUGAUAGGACAGACAUCUGAUAAAUAAAUUAUGAAGCUAAGACUCCAUCACUAAAAAUGUCCAACCAAACUUAGUAAGUUCCAUUAAAAACAAUUGGGUUUAAAUUAAAUCUCAACUAAUUUGUUCUAUUGGAUUCUAUGUACAGUGGACGCUCAGGUUGCGAACGUGAUCUGUGCGGGAUGCAUGUUCGCAACCCACAGUGGUACGUCUGCGCACUUGUGGGUUGCGAUUCGGCUCUUCUGUGCAUGCGCAAGGUGCAAUUUAGUGCUUCUCUGCAUGCGUGACCGCCGAAAACCGGAAGUAACCCGUUCCGGUACUUCUGGGUUUCGGCGGUCCGUAACCCGAAAAAACGCAACCUGAAGCGUCUGUAACCCAAAGUAUGACUGCAUCUUCUAUUUAAGGAAUGAUUAUUAACUUUAGUUGAAUCGGGACCUUUAGGUUUAGAUUUUUAUCCCACCUUCUCACUAUGCUCAGAGUAGCAGAGUGUUGUGAUUAUGAAAACUCAGAGAGAUUCCUAUUUUAUUAUUUAAUAUAUUUUAACUUCCUCUCCAAGUCCUUACAGAUGUUUCUGUGAAUGAAGAUGCCCCUCACCCCAAUUAGCAUCUGAUUUUAUUUUUGGUAAAAUUUGGUGACAACUCCAAUUAGCUUUUCCAUACAAAUCUGUUAUGUGGCCUAUGGCAUUUUUUCAUUUGCUUGCAUGGAACUCAGCUUACAAGGUAUAAUUGUGGAUCUAAUCUUCUCUCACCCCUAAAGGAAAUAUUCUGAUCAUCUGUUUCAGACCAGUGCAGCCUAUGACCAACCAGUAUGGUCUCCCCACCAGGGCUUGUAAACCGUCUUCAUUUGCUUCCUACCCAAAAGUUAAAAAACACGAAGGGGUGAUGUAUCAAGCACCCAUCAGGCUAGUGGGCUUCUUUUGGUUUUGUGCAUUUGCAAGCUGUGCAGGUCUAUGUUUAUGGCAGGGAUGGUGAGCCUGUGGCCCUCCAUAUGUUAUGAGACUACAACUGCCACCAGUCCUGACUAUAGGCCACACUGAGAGCAUAGGCUGAUGAGAGUCCAAUAACAUCUGGAGGGCCACAGGUUCCCAACCCCUGCUUCCAGAUAAAAAGCUAUAGGAAGAUUAGAGAAAGGUCAGGGUUAAGCUGUACAAUAUGCUAAAUAGACAAGGUUGUCUCCAUCAAAUUUUUAUUCAGAGUAUACCCAUUAAAAUUAAUUGACCUAAGUUACUUCUGUCCACUAAUUUCAAUGGUUCUGCACUGUGUAUGACUGACAUUGCAUACAAGCACCACAGGCUAGAACAGAAUGGUAGAACAUAAUUUCCUGGGUCAUACCUCUUUAUAUAAAAUGAUAAAGUCAUCUUGUGGACCUGCUCAUUCCUGAAUUCAUUUGGAUUUGUGGUUGCUGUUUUUUCCAGGGUCAAGGGAUGAGCAAACUCUACAGCAAGUCCAAAGAAAUGGCCGAGCUCAUAUCAUCUCAACCAUGGAUAGAUGAAGCCCUAAGCUCCCAAGAUGAGAUGAAGGAAGAAGAUAGCAGGCAAGCCUCCUAUGGGAUACUUGCUGGACUUAAUGAAGAGCAUGACAGUAUUGAGGAGGAGGAGGAGGAGGAGGAAGAUGGUGGGAAGCCAAAAAGAAGGGGCCCAAAGAAGAAGAAGAUGACCAAGGCAAGAAUGGAGAGGUUCAGGGCCCGCCGGGUGAAGGCUAAUGCCCGGGAGCGAACACGGAUGCAUGGGCUCAAUGAUGCUCUGGAUAACCUUAGGCAGGUGAUGCCCUGCUACUCCAAGACACAGAAGUUGUCCAAAAUUGAGACACUCAGACUUGCCAGGAACUAUAUAUGGGCUUUGUCAGAGGUCCUGGAAAGUGGGCAGACUCCAGAAGGGAAAGGUUUUGUCGAGAUGCUUUGUAAAGGUUUGUCCCAACCAACCAGCAACUUGGUGGCUGGCUGCCUGCAGCUGGGACCUCAAACCCUGUUCUUGGAGAAACAUGAGGAGAAAAGCCCUGUCUCUGACUCAGCUGUGCCCAGCCACAGUUUUUCUUACCAGUCUCCUGGGCUGCCCAGUCCACCGUACGGAAACAUGGAGGCCCACCUUGUACACCUAAAGCCUCCCACAUUCAAAAGCCUUGUGGAUCCGUCCUUUGGCAACCACCACCAAGACUGCACAUCUCCGGCAUAUGAAGGCCCCUUGACACCUCCCCUGAGCAUCAGUGGAAAUUUCUCCCUAAAGCAAGAUGGUUCUCCAGACCUGGAAAAAUCAUACAGCUUCAUGACCCACUACCCAUCUGUUAGCUUGAGCAGCACUCAUGGGCACAGCUCUCAUUUCUCAACCUCAGUGCCCAGGUAUGACAUCCCCAUAGAUAUGAGUUAUGACUCCUAUCCUCAUCAUGUGGUUGGGGCCCAGCUCAAUGCAAUAUUCAGUGAAUAA